AAGUCACACGUUUUAUGUGACUUUGUCCUCAGGCGGUCCCAGGUGCCCCCCCCCCCCCUCGUCCUCACUUACCUGCCCGGUGAGUCAACACCUUCGCUCGCAGGGGGACGAUGUCCAACCCGCCGGACGCUCCUGCUCUUCUCAAAGUUCACUGGAAACGACAAGGAAGCGGGGGGGGGAAACUAAACAACAGCACGAGUUUGAACAGAGUGUGAGGAGACGAACAAAAUGAAGGUGUUGUCCUUCCUGCGGUCAGUCAGGGACCCCCCCCCUGAGGAUAUCCACAUCUCCUCGCUGCCUCCCAGUUUUCCCACAGAUCAGGAGGCAGAGCAAACUGGAGGACAAGCGGGUGAUGUGGCGGGAGACAAAGCGGUGAUCCAGACCACACACACACAAAGAGUCUCUGCUCCCUCGGUCUUCCUCCAGAAACAGGAUAACGAACCAGUCUCUAGUACUUACUUUGAGCAAAGGGUCCCUGUCCCCGAGGGGGACGGUCAGAUGGCUAUCAGUCUCCGUAAGCUGUGGGCCUUCACUGGGCCGGGGUUUCUGAUGAGCAUAGCGUACCUGGACCCGGGUAACAUCGAAUCUGACCUGCAGUCUGGUGCUAAAGCCGGCUUCAAGCUCCUCUGGGUGCUGCUGGCAGCUACCAUCAUCGGUCUGCUGCUGCAGAGGCUGGCGGCGCGGUUGGGCGUGGUCACCGGGAUGCACCUGGCUGAAGUCUGCAACCGCCAGUACCACAUUGUGCCUCGUAUCAUCCUGUGGUUGAUGGUGGAGCUGGCGAUCAUCGGCUCAGACAUGCAGGAGGUCAUUGGCUGCGCCAUCGCUUUCAACCUUCUCUCCUCUGGCAGGAUCCCCUUGUGGGGCGGGGUCCUCAUCACCAUCAUCGACACGUUUGUCUUCCUCUUCUUGGACAAGUAUGGUCUGAGGAAGCUCGAAGCCUUUUUUGGAUUGCUCAUCACUAUCAUGGCCAUCACAUUUGGAUAUGAGUACGUGACGGUGAGCCCAGACCAGGGCCAGCUGCUGAUGGGGAUGUUCGUGCCGUACUGCAAGGGCUGCGGGCCGGUCCAGCUGGGUCAGGCGGUCGGCAUCGUGGGAGCCGUCAUCAUGCCUCACAACAUUUACCUCCACUCUGCUCUUGUCAAGUCCCGAGACGUUAAUCGGUCGAACAAGAGGGAAGUAAAAGAGGCCAACAAAUAUUUCUUCAUUGAGUCGACCAUCGCGCUGUUCAUCUCUUUCCUCAUUAAUGUCUUUGUGGUGGCUGUUUUUGCCGAGGCUUUCUACAAACGCACAAACAUAGAGGUGCACAACGUCUGCAGUCAGUCAGGGAGUCCUCACUCACAUCUGUUCCCUCUGAACAAUGAAACUCUAGAGGUGGACAUCUAUAAAGGAGGGGUGGUGCUGGGCUGUUUCUUCGGCCCGGCGGCGCUCUACAUCUGGGCCGUGGGGAUCCUUGCAGCCGGGCAGAGCUCCACCAUGACCGGGACGUACUCUGGCCAGUUUGUCAUGGAGGGUUUCUUGAACCUGCGCUGGUCGCGUUUCGCUCGGGUGUUGUUGACCCGCUCCCUCGCCAUCACGCCCACCCUGCUGGUGGCCAUCUUCCAGGACGUGCAGCAUCUUACAGGCAUGAACGACUUCCUCAACGUGCUGCAGAGCAUGCAGUUGCCAUUCGCCCUCAUUCCCAUCCUCACUUUCACCAGUUUGCCGUCUCUCAUGAAUGACUUUGCCAAUGGAUUGGUGUUUAAGAUCGGAGGAGGACUGGUGAUCUUGAUCGUGUGUGCCAUCAACAUGUACUUCGUUGUGAUUUAUGUGACUGCACUCGACAGUGUGUGGCUGUAUGUGCUGGCAGCGUUCCUCUCCAUAGCAUACCUGACAUUUGUGGGAUACUUGGUCUGGCUGUGUCUGAUAGCUCUGGGGGUGUCCUGUCUGGAUCCGGCCUACAGGAGGGGGAACGACGCCGCCGUUCUGAUCGAGCCGCAGCCAGAGUUCAACUCCUGAGUCGAGCGUCGGUUCGAGCGGACGUUUGUUAAAAAGCUGCGGCGGGGAGCGACCCGACUGUUCCACCACAUUUUAGUCUUCUGUGAUGCUGAUUUAUUUGUACAAGGAGUUUGUUCACUGUCACGUGGAAUUUUGUAUGAAUGGUGCGGCAAGUGUACAUUACUGUGCAAACCUUUCUGGCACAAAAGGUAAAUUUAGGAUGCUUUAAAAAAUAUUGUCACAGACAGUUUUUAUUUACCAAUUAUCCUCAUACAAGGUGCUGUAAUGAGAAAAAAAAAAAAACUAAAUCAAAUUAAUAUCUGGUGUGACCACACAGUUUUUCAAGGUACUUGGCAGGUAGGUUGCCGGCUACAGGAACAAGAACUUACCGCAGUUCUCCUGUGGAUUUAGGAGAACUGUGACGUGAUCCCAGACUGACUCCAUGAUGUCGAGAUCAGGAUGUGUGGGGGCCAGACCACCUAUUGCAGGACUCCCUCUUCCUCUUAGUUCUUAAUGACAGAGUCAUUAAGCUGUAUGUUUGGGGUCGUUGUGUCCUGCCGCAGGAUGAAUUUGGGUCCGAUCAGGCACCUCCCCGAUGGAGUCGUGUGAUGGAUACGAAUCUAAACAUCAAACCGUGCCUGAGACUUUUGCACGGGACUGCAGUUAUUUCGUAAACAAGAACAACCGUUAUUGUUAUCGUCUGUACCUUCGGUCACACCCCAAUCCCUGAUUGUACAGUGAGAUUAAGAUGAGAACACGCAACACACAAGAAACACGAUCUCGGGGUUUCUGCGGGUUCAUCAAGUUGGAUUUGGGACUUUUUAAGACCUUUUUCAUACCACGUAGAAUCUAAUUUAACACGUUUCAUGACCAAACAGGCCAAAGUAUGAAAGUAUGAUGGAAAACCAAUAGAGACGACAUGGACUAGAAUUACUUAUCAUUAGAUCAGAUUUUUCUUCACUGCUUCCCAGCAGUGGCAAUAAUUUUGUUUUUCAAUGUAUUAUUUAUUUCUAAUUUCUUUUACUCUUUUAUUUGCUCUUUAGUUUUUUUUUUCACUCUUAAACUUUGAGCUUUUUUUUUUUUGAGGAAACCUGAAUUCAAGAUUUUUAUUUUUAUUUUUUAAAGACUUUUGAAGACCCGCACUUACCCUGCCGUCCCCAUGCACUCUCUCUUUCGGCCACGGGGAGGCGGUGCAGGCUGCAGGAGAGACUCCUCCGCUUACAGCAAACGUCUCGCCGCCAGAGCUGUGCAACGCAACGCAACGCAACACAACGCGUUAAGUGACACGGUGCGUUACAUCAUGUUUUGUGCGUUGUUACGGGUUGCGCGGCAACAACGUUAUUGCAUCGAACACACCGGACAAAAAUAGCCGCGGCGACGGGACCCGACCCCCCGCGUUCCCCGGUGUGCGUUCAGACGCGGCUGGCGCGGUGGUCUGUCCGAAGAGCUGCAACUAUUGUGCAACUGCAAGCAGGAAAGCACUGCUGGUUUCAGGGCUGCUCGAAUUCCAGUCCUGAAGUUCUUGAGCCGAAGAGAGGCAGAUGGACAGGUUUUUUCUUUGCAUUGUGGCGGGGAACUUUUCUCUUUUUUCCUCCCUCUCUCCCUCUCUCUCUCUCUCUCUCUACCUCCCUCUCUCCCUGUCAUGGAGGCAGAGUUAUGUAAGAGGGGAGAGUCUUCCCACCGCCCCUCUCUGUUUUUGUUUUUCUCAAUGAGCCAAUGUAUCCCUGCCUAGGCCUCACAGCCUGGCCAGUAGGCCCCUUUCCUGGAAACAUAGCCUAGCAGAGGCCACUCAGGGGCAGGCCUGCGAGGUGGGAGGAGGAGGGGAGGGGGGGGGGGCCCUUCCAGCAAAUCACAUGAUUGUAGACCUUACAGUCCCAGCCCUACAUGAGGCUCAGAUGCUGCAAGCACAUUUCAACAGCUAGUUUGUCAUCAGCAUGAUUGGAUGUGGCUAAUGCACGGCAGAGUGCAUAAGGCUGUAAGUAGACGCUGUGGAUUCCCAGGUGUCAAAUGUAGAAAUAGAACCACAACACCUGAUGGAUGGACUGUGUGUGUGUGUGUGUUUGUUUUGUUUUUUUCAACUAAUGUCAACAUCACCACUGAUUUUUUUUAAUUUAUUUUUUUAUUUUUUGGUUGGAUUUUGUCACAUGUACCAGAUGUUUGGUAGAUAAUUCGGUGGAAAUGACUUUCUGAAUCUUCUCCUGAGGAACGAUCGUUUGGCCCUCGGUGUGUUUAGAGCCGAUUUUGUGAGGGUGUGAUCUGAGCUACUUUAACAAACUGUGAUGUAUUCGUGCUGUACAUUUUGCCACCAGGCUACAGCCGAUGACAUGUAAGGGACUAACAGACUUAAGUCGCUGAUUUAUUUUUGAAAAAAAGUUAUCCUGGAACCACCAAAAAAAAGAAUUGGCUGAUUUAAUGAGAUGCAAUUAUAAAAAUCAUUAAAUGUGUUAUGUGUGUUGUAAAAAAAAAAACCAGUUCCACUAAACAAACACAAUAAAGCACAACAUAGAAUUACAACCGCUGUAUGUCAGGUAUGUCAAGAUACUCACAUCUGUUUGCAUCAUGACUUGUUUUCGUGUCUUUCCCUUUCACUCUCUGGGAUUUAACUGUGCUGAAUUUCCAGCCUCAGGUUCGAAAUGUUGUACACUUGUGAUCGACU
This is a messenger RNA of Xiphias gladius (swordfish), 4630 nucleotides long. Its product is annotated as natural resistance-associated macrophage protein 2-like. NCBI's taxonomy places the organism in Eukaryota, Metazoa, Chordata, Actinopteri, Istiophoriformes, Xiphiidae. Gene Ontology annotation, molecular function: cadmium ion transmembrane transporter activity; iron ion transmembrane transporter activity; manganese ion transmembrane transporter activity. Gene Ontology annotation, biological process: metal ion transport. The transcript is spliced from 16 exons. The record is from RefSeq and is a predicted model, not a curated record. Gene Ontology annotation, cellular component: plasma membrane. The coding region runs from base 229 to 1995 and encodes 588 amino acids.